GAUCGGCUUGUUUUCAGCUCUGAAUGUGGAUCAACCUCCAACUACAGCCCAUUCAGAACUGCAACAUCUGUCCAUGUGUCUUUGAGUGCAACAUUAACUUUCACAUCAUAUCUAUGAAGUACUAGUACCAUCACAAACCGAUUAGGACAGUAUUCCACACAUCUCAGUAUUGAAUAACGUGAUCUGGCUUUCAGAUUGUGUGAAACAGCUGCUGAAGCAUCACUAAUUUAAACCCUUUAGGGCAAAAAGUGGAGAAAUGUCUUUUGAUUCAUAGAUCCCUCUGUGAAAAUAGCACUAAUAUGUAAUUCUCUUUAUGUACAUUCAAACAUCAGAUCUCUGGCCUCUUUUUUUUUUUUCUCCAGUUGCUUGACUUGAAGGAUUUGGAGAACUUGUCAGCGUCCCACCAAAAAAAAAAAGAACAAUCAAUUCCUCUAGAUGGCACCAAUGCAACAUGAAAAUACCUUUAAAGACUUAAAAGCAAAAAAAGAAGUUGAAAACAUAUUUGAUCAAAUGUUCAGUUUAGUUUAUUUCAGAAGCAACAGUUGUCAUCUCAGAAUGUUACACCAAAUAGUCAAUUGUAUCAAGUCAAUUCAGCUUUUUACAACCACUUAUUUACACCAUAACAUGUGUGUUUGCAUGUAGACUACAGAAAGAAAAGGAAGGAGGCAGUGAUAGUGACUCCCACACCUCAGUCUGAGAGCGUCUUUAUUUUUAACGGCUGCUCUCACUAUGAGGCCCUCUUCCUGCUUCAACAGAACAAACAGAGGAAAGCGCAGACGACUUCACAACUCCAAAGCAUGAGGACUCACCUGCUUUACUUUCUUUUGGUUCAGCUUUCUAAAGCCCACACUGAGUUGGUGUUACAGCGUCUGAUGGAGGGGGAGUCUGUGGGGCUCUCCUGCAUCCCUCAGAGGGAUCAUGGCUCUCUGGUGGGCCUCCACCUGUACCACCGUGGCGUCCAGAGCCAAACCACCCUGCUGUCUGUCGCUGAGGGUGGACGGGUCAAGGUGGACCCGGAGCUGAGGGCGCGUCUGAAGCUCCAGGGAAACCUUAACUCCUUGCAGAUCAACGUGAGCAUCUCCCACCUACGACCGAGCGACACUGGAGUUUAUGUGUGGGAGCUGACUUAUGGAGACAACAGCUCUGACUGGAGAGUCCACAGUGUGAGGACAUUGCUGCUGCUGGUUGAAGGGGCAGCAGAAAAGGCGUGUCAGAGCUCCAACACGCUGCUCUUGACCAUGGCUGCAGCUGCUGGUCUGUUUCUGCUCACACUCGCCUGGAUUGCUGCAGAAACAUGGGUGAAGAAGCAUCGUCAUCCUCACCCCAAACCUCAUUCUUCCAUCUAUGAGGAAAUGAGCAGGAAGCAGCGGCGCUCAGGAACCCCCCCAUGUAACCCGGACGCCCACCCGCAGCUGGAGGAAGCCAGCGCCCCCGUGUACGCCAACACCGACAUCCGACAAGCGCCGGACAACUACUACGCCUGUCCCCGCCUGCCCGCCCUCAGGCGCUGACGUGGCGCCGGACAAACAACCACGGAGACGACUUUACAGCAAAGAAAAAAACAAACAAAAAAAGCUAUUUUAUUAAUAUUGAAAGAAGCUCCAUAGUUCAUGAAAACAUUUGUUUCGGUGCAUGUCAAAUAACAAUCACAUUCUAUGAGGAGAAAGAGAGAUAGAUAGAUAUAUAUAUAUAGAGAGAGAGAGA
This is a messenger RNA of Oryzias latipes (Japanese medaka), 1704 nucleotides long. RefSeq lists its product as uncharacterized. Gene Ontology annotation, biological process: adaptive immune response. Lineage: Eukaryota; Metazoa; Chordata; Actinopteri; Beloniformes; Adrianichthyidae. The record is from RefSeq and is a predicted model, not a curated record. Gene Ontology annotation, cellular component: membrane. Gene Ontology annotation, molecular function: signaling receptor activity.